Messenger RNA from Klebsormidium nitens, 1984 nucleotides. The record is from the annotation of a GenBank genome assembly. Lineage: Eukaryota; Viridiplantae; Streptophyta; Klebsormidiophyceae; Klebsormidiales; Klebsormidiaceae.
AUGGCGUCUGCAGAGGUGCUCCUUGCAGCUUGCAGGGAUUCUUUGGGUGCAAUCAGGGACUUGAGGGGGGGUCUAGCGUUUCACAAAGGCAAGGCAGAGGAGCUGGUGAGCAGGCUGGAGUUUUUGAGCCAGUUCCUUGAAGAAAGCAAGCCAACUGCACAAAAGCAGCUGAAAGGGCUGCUUGAACUCUUUGUGCAGGUGUAUAAGACGUUGCAGAAGUGCAGUACUAGGAAGAAUCUGGUGGCGAAGGUCAUUUCGUAUGCUCGACUUGGAGACGAGAUUCUGGAUUCUAACGGGCGCAUCUGCCUUUGCCUGGGAGAUGGGGAGCUCAUCGAGUCGAUUCCCCGGGAGCAUCGGAUGCCGCUGAAGAACCUGAGGAGACGCCUGCAGGACACUUCUCCACUGUGCGUGGACGAGCGGGCAACAGAUGCCAUUCCUGAAGGGGCCGUGCUCCUUGAUUUGGAGGAGACUGAGGAGGGGUGUGGGGUCGAUGUAUGGGGGAGAAUAGGACAUGAAGAGUCAACCCGUGUUAAAGAAGCAGCUGAUUUCCUCUUGGGGUUGGGAGUUGGGCGAGUCUUCCCACACGGGAUCGCUCCACCUGAGAGGCUCUGCUGUCCUCUUACGGGUGCAUUGCUCUUGGACCCUCUCGUCCUCGAGACUGGGAUCCCGUACCAUCGCAAGGGCAUUGAGUUCUGGUUGCAGAGGAAUAUGAGCUGCCCCGCUACUAAGCUCCCAGUCAGCAACAAUGUUGGACUUCCUGAGCCGGGUGUGAGGGCUGGUGCUAUAGCCUGGGUGCGCGGUGUUGGGCUGCCUAGGCUCAUGAAAGAGGUGCUCCCUCCACAAAAGGACUGCGACAGAAAGGCCCUUGAGAAGCUCCUUGGGGAACUCAGCAACGAGGAUCUGGCUGAGCUUGCGAAUGCUUUGGCGAGCUUGAUCCAGCUGUUUGGUCACAUGAUGGAGAACGGGGAAGUGGACCAUCGAUUGCUCAACGUGCCUGGCUGCACAGAGAGCUUAGUAAAGCUCCUGGGGAGCUCUCAUGCUCUACUACAGGAAAUGGCAGCAGAAUUGAUGUGUUAUGGUCAGGUCGAGAGUAGGCUAACAGGUGACCAGUCUGAUGAAGCUGCAAGGCACCUAGGGGCCCUUCUCAACAGCGAAAGGGAGCAGACUCAGAUUUGUGCGCUGGACGCUUUGGACUCGGGGGAACAGUGCAUAACCAUCUUUGAGUUAGGACCAGAUGUGUUGGUUAAGAUAGUGCAGCUUGCUCAGAGCGAGAGCCACGAAGUCCAAAGCAAGGCGGUGGGUUUGUUGGGGAGUCUGUUGAUGUAUGCUGCAAACGGCGCUCAGAAAGACGCAAUCAGCAAGGUGCCGAAUCUUUUCUGGGCAUUGAUGGGCAUCUUUCUUCACCACCCUAGUGCCGACACACAUAUGGAGGCAUUCAGGGCACUGUGCAGUCUCCCCCUCCCAAUCGGUGUUAAUCUUGCGGACGUUCCUGGCUUCAUAGAGAGACUUGUACGACUUGAGUUCCGCCGCGUGGACAUGUACCUUUACGACGCGUCGACCUGGUGGGACGAGUUUGUGGAAACGCCAGAGAGUCUUCCAAGACUAGCCGGGUUUCUGGCUGGCUCAGGAAAGGAGCACCAGGCAGCAAGGGAAAUUGGCAUGCUCCUCGGUCUUCAGGACGUGCCGGGCCUGGAUGCGCUGCUGACAUCAGAGGCUUUGAAAGAGAUGCGUGUAAGGGAGCCUGCGGCGAAGGUGUUGUUGCAGCUGGUCUCCGAGUCUGAGGCGAUACCGCCUGUAAAUACAUGACGAUCAAUUCCACGAGAGAACUUCUGGGUGUAUAUAGGGUUUCUCUGAGCUUUGGGAGUGACUCUAAUCGUUUCGAAAUCACAUUGUUAUUAGGCAGCUUACGGGACGUCAAGUGCAGUGGGUGGUGUGCCCUUCAGAGCACAUCAUAUCACAAGUUGUUGGAUUUUGGCUUGCAAGU